Messenger RNA from Ustilaginoidea virens, 1722 nucleotides. RefSeq lists its product as uncharacterized. Gene Ontology annotation, molecular function: NAD binding; phosphoglycerate dehydrogenase activity. The record is from RefSeq and is a predicted model, not a curated record. The transcript has a single exon. The coding region runs from base 1 to 1722 and encodes 573 amino acids. NCBI's taxonomy places the organism in Eukaryota, Fungi, Ascomycota, Sordariomycetes, Hypocreales, Clavicipitaceae. Gene Ontology annotation, biological process: L-serine biosynthetic process.
AUGAUGCAACCUGCAAUACCAGAAAUAGCUUCAGGCUCCGUCACCCCAACAGCUCGAAUUCUUGUCCCCGAAAAGGUCUCUGCGGAUGGCCUCGCCCUCCUCACUCCCCAUUACGAUGUUGAUGUCAGGCUAGGGCUUUCCGCCGAGGAGCUCAUUUCCAUUAUCCCUAGCUAUGACGGCCUCAUCGUUCGCUCCGAAACAGAUGUUUCAGCGGAUUUGUUGCAUGCGGGGAAAAGGCUCCGAGUUGUUGCACGUGCUGGAGUUGGCGUCGACAACAUCAAUGUGCCUGCAGCUACAGCCCAGGGCAUCAUUGUCAUCAAUUCACCUGGGGGCAAUAUCCGCGCCGCCGCAGAGCACACAAUUGCUCUGCUUCUGGCGACAGCUCGAAACAUUGGCCGCGGGGACGCAACCGUCAAGCAAGGGAAAUGGGAGCGCAGCAACCUCGUCGGCGUAGAGGUCGGGCAGAAGACGCUCGGUAUCGUGGGCCUCGGCAAGGUCGGUCUCAACGUUGCUAGGAUGGCCAAGGGACUAGGUAUGCAGGUCAAAGCAGUUGACCCUUUUGCCAGCGCCGACAUGGCCCGUCAGGUCGGGGUUGAGCUCGUAUCAAGCCUCAAGGACUUGCUGCCUCGAGUUGAUUUUCUCUCCAUUCACACCCCGCUGCUGGCAACAACAAUGGACCUCGUCGGCGAAGAGGAGUUGAAGACCAUGAAGAGGACGGCUAGGGUGCUGAAUGUGGCCCGAGGCGGUGUCAACAGCGAAGCUGCACUUCUCAAGGCCUUGGACCAAGGUUGGAUCGCUGGCGCCGGCUUGGAUGUCUUUACGACCGAGCCUAUCGCUCCCGAGUCGAUUGCUGCACAACUUGCCAAGCAUCCAAAGACUGUGUCGACGCCUCACCUCGGAGCAUCCACUGUCGAAGCUCAAGCAAAUGUGUCCAUGGACGUAUGCACUCAGAUGCUCGACAUUCUCCGUGGCGGCUUGCCUACGAGCGCAGUCAACGCCCCGAUAAUCUUGCCCGAGGAACAUCGCAAGCUACAGCCGGCAGUGCAGCUGAUUGAGAAGAUGGGUCGCCUAUACACCCAGCACUUUGCCAAGGCCAAGGGUGGAAUGAUCGGUGACCGAAAGUUCGAAGUCAUCUAUCAUGGAGACCUUGCCGGCAUGCCCAACACCAAGCCUCUGUUCGCUGCUCUGGUCAAAGGUCUCGUCGCCUCAUUUAGCGACUCUCACGUCAACAUUGUAAACGCGACCCUCAUUGCAAAAGAAAAGGGCAUAGUAAUCGACGAAACACACGCUCACCAGUCCAAGGAUCUGACCUAUGCAAACCUUGUGACUUUGAAGUCGAUUGCCGAUGGCCCUGCGGGCGCAAAGGCAGAACAGACCAUCGAGGGCUAUGCUUCGGAUAAGCGGGUAUAUAUCUCUAAGCUGGAUCGCUUCAACGCAACCUUUAGGCCCCAGGGAACUCUAAUCAUUCUCCACAACUAUGAUGAACCUGGGAAGAUAGGUGGUGUGGGUACGGUUCUCGGAUCCCACGGCAUAAACAUACGGUUCAUGCAAGUGGCUGGUUUGGAUGCCGAGGCCAGGCAGGGACACAAUACCCAUCCAACAAGUCAGAAAGAUAACGAAGCUCUCAUGAUUCUAGGGGUUGAUGGUGAUGUCGAUGGCAAGGUAUUGGAGGACUUGAGACAAUCAGAAGGCGUGCUGGAUGUCAGUCUUGUGCAACUGUGA